AUGUCACGAAGAGGAAAGUGCUCAACCAUCCAUAGUGACAACGGUACUAACUUUGUAGAAGUGCAGAAAGAGUUGGUAUCAUAUCUAACCAGCUGCGAGUCAAGCAUGGCUAGUGAAGGGAUAAAGUGGAGAUUCAACCCUCCCUCAGUGCCCUACUUUGGCGGCUUGUGGGAGAGUGAGUUGAAAUCGACUGAGCAUCACUUAACACGAGUGCUAAAAGAUGGCAGGCUUACUUUGGAGGAGCUAAAUACGCUGCUUUGCCAAAUUGAAGCUUCUGUUAAUUCGAGGCCAAUGACACCCCUUGGAAGCGACCCUUCAGAGCCUAAUACCCUUACUCCAGCUCAUUUCUUAAUUUUUGGAUCUUUAUUAUUAGCGCCUGAGCCCAGCUUAGCAGACGAGCGAAUAGAACAUCUACGUCGAUAG
Macrosiphum euphorbiae (potato aphid) is the source of this 423-nucleotide messenger RNA. Lineage: Eukaryota; Metazoa; Arthropoda; Insecta; Hemiptera; Aphididae. The record is from the annotation of a GenBank genome assembly.